Messenger RNA from Nematolebias whitei (Rio pearlfish), 1923 nucleotides. It is a transcript of the gene cct8, whose product is annotated as chaperonin containing TCP1, subunit 8 (theta). Lineage: Eukaryota; Metazoa; Chordata; Actinopteri; Cyprinodontiformes; Rivulidae. Gene Ontology annotation, cellular component: chaperonin-containing T-complex. The coding region runs from base 90 to 1730 and encodes 546 amino acids. Gene Ontology annotation, molecular function: ATP-dependent protein folding chaperone; ATP binding; ATP hydrolysis activity. Gene Ontology annotation, biological process: protein folding. The record is from RefSeq and is a predicted model, not a curated record. The transcript has 15 exons.
CUCCUCCUCUUUCUCUCCGGCUUUGUACCCAUCUUAAAGCACGCUGCGGCUAGCUUCUCUGAAACACCGGAGUUGCUAAACAUCUGAAAAUGGCUUUCCACGUCCCCAAACCUCCGGGCUUUGCCCAGAUGUUGAAGGAUGGCGCCAAGCACUUCUCAGGACUUGAGGAGGCAGUCUUUCGUAACAUCAGAGCAUGUAAGGAGCUUUCUCAGACCACACGAACAGCCUAUGGCCCUAAUGGUAUGAACAAAAUGGUCAUCAACCACUUGGAGAAACUGUUUGUUACCAACGAUGCAGCGACAAUCCUCAGAGAGCUUGAGGUGCAACAUCCAGCAGCCAAAAUGAUUGUGAUGGCAUCCCACAUGCAAGAGCAAGAAGUUGGGGAUGGUACCAACUUUGUGCUGGUGUUUGCUGGAGCUCUGCUGGAACUGGCUGAAGAGCUGCUUAGGAUGGGCCUGUCUGUGUCAGAGGUGAUUGAUGGCUAUGAGAAGGCUUGUAAAAAAGCUCUAGAGAUCCUGCCAGACUGCGUAUGUUCCUCAGCCGAAAACCUCCAUGAUGUAAAAGAGGCCACAGCUCUCAUCCGCACAGCAGUAAUGAGCAAACAGUACGGGAACGAAGACUUCCUCGCCAACCUCAUUGCACAAGCCUGUGUAUCUAUAUUCCCAGAGUCCGGUAAUUUCAACGUUGACAAUGUCAGAGUAUGCAAGAUUUUGGGUUGUGGAGUGACAGCUUCUUCCAUGCUUCAUGGCAUGGUCUUUAAGAAGGAGGCAGAGGGAGACGUCACAUCAGUUAAAGAUGCUAAGAUCGCAGUGUUCUCCUGCCCCUUUGACUGCAUGGUGACAGAAACCAAGGGCACAGUGUUGAUAAAUAACGCACAGGAACUCAUGGACUUCAGUAAGGGAGAGGAGGACAUGAUGGAGGCUCAGGUUAAGGCCAUUAAAGCGACCGGAGCGAAUGUGGUGGUAACAGGAGGGAAAGUGGCCGACAUGGCGCUGCAUUACGCCAACAAGUACCAGCUGAUGGUGGUCAGACUAAACUCCAAGUGGGACCUCAGGAGGUUGUGCAAGACUGUAGGAGCUGUAGCUCUACCCAAAAUUACGGCCCCGACUCCUGAUGAGUUGGGUCACUGUGACAGCGUGUACCUAACAGAGGUGGGAGACACUCAGGUGGUGGUCUUCAAACACGAGAAAGAAGACGGAGCCAUCUCCACCGUGGUGAUCAGAGGCUCCACUGAUAACCUGAUGGAUGACAUCGAGAGGGCCAUAGAUGAUGGAGUCAACACUUUCAAGGUUCUAGUUAGGGACAAACGUCUGGUACCUGGGGCCGGAGCCACUGAGAUCGAGCUGGCCAAACAGAUCACCUCAUACGGCGAGUCUUGCCCCGGUUUGGAGCAGUACGCCAUCAAAAAGUUUGCAGAAGCCUUUGAGUCGGUGCCUCGCGCCCUGGCUGGGAACUCCGGUGUGAAGGGGAACGUGCUCAUCUCCAAACUGUAUUCUGAACAUCACGAGGGAAACAAAAACAUGGGCUUUGAUAUUGAAGGAGAGGGCCCUGCUGUGAAGGACAUGCUUGAAGCUGGAGUUCUGGACCCGUACCUGGUCAAACACUGGGGCAUCAAACUGGCCACCAAUGCUGCCAUCACAGUGCUGAGGGUGGAUCAGAUCAUUAUGGCCAAACCUGCAGGUGGACCCAAACCUCCACAGGGCAACAAGAACUUGGAUGAAGAUGACUGAACUUGCUGAUGCUCCUCUAACCCUGAACGCUUCACAGAUCUUUUCUACUUGUUUAUUUAAAGCUCAACUCUUUGGUUUAUGUUCUAGACACCCACUGCUUGUAUUGGUGAACAUACGUGGAGUUAAAAAGUGCAGGUGGCUCCGUUUGCUUUUUAUGGUCUUAGGUCCCAAAUAAAAGGCAUGUGCGCUGUCA